AUGGCACAAUUUUCACCACUCUCUGUACAGGAACAGACCUCUGAAGUGUUUGGAAAAAUAAUUCCAACCACAAUGACCACUGAUAACCAUGGUUACAGCAUAAGAAUAGCACAGGGAUUGUUAGAAGCUACCUUGUCUCCUGUACAAGAGAAAUCACCAGAAGCUGGAUCCUCUCCUCCAGUCAAACAGCUGCUUGAUGAACCAGAGACUGUCACCACCAUAGACACUGAGUAUGAAUACCUUUACAAUGUGGCCUGUCUGAGUGAGGAAAAAAUAUGGACAAGUGGAGGGAACGGCAUCAUGAAACUCUACAGCAUCAAUAAGGGAUCACUACUCAAGUCAAUCACAACCGAGUCAGGGAACAGACCAGAGGACAUAGCUGUGACAACAAGCGGAGAUCUAGUUUAUACUGAUCCAGAUGAUAGAACUGUGAACAUUGUGAAGAAUGAGAAGAUAGAGGAGGUGAUCAAACUACAGAACUGGGGACCUCGCAAUGUCUGUAGUACCUCCUCUGGUGACCUCCUGGUUACCAUGUACACUGGACAUACUCCUGCUCCAAAGAACAAACCAUUCAAUCCAAGAGGAAUCACCACAGACAGUCAGAGUCACAUCCUUAUAGCUGAUGAUAACAUUGACUGUGUCCACAUCAUAGAUCAGGAUGGACAGUUCCUGCGUUAUAUAGACUGUGGACUGAGUAAACCCUGGGGACUGUGUACAGAUACAAAUGACAAUCUGUUUGUUGCUCAAAAUGGAAAUGGACAAGUGAAGAAAAUUAGAAUAUCUAAAGUGAACACUUAA
Saccostrea cuccullata (small rock oyster) is the source of this 798-nucleotide messenger RNA. RefSeq lists its product as uncharacterized. The record is from RefSeq and is a predicted model, not a curated record. Gene Ontology annotation, molecular function: ubiquitin protein ligase activity; translation repressor activity. The transcript is spliced from 2 exons. Gene Ontology annotation, biological process: proteasome-mediated ubiquitin-dependent protein catabolic process; negative regulation of translation; protein polyubiquitination. Bases 1 to 798 code for a protein of 265 amino acids. Lineage: Eukaryota; Metazoa; Mollusca; Bivalvia; Ostreida; Ostreidae.